Molecule: messenger RNA, 828 nt
Organism: Tauraco erythrolophus (red-crested turaco)
Lineage: Eukaryota; Metazoa; Chordata; Aves; Musophagiformes; Musophagidae
Source: RefSeq, a predicted model, not a curated record
AUGGGGCUUCCUAAAGCUGGUGCCUCUGCUCUGCUUUUGGUGCUGUCUGCUCUGGAGGCCAGUGCCCUGGACAGCUAUGUCGCAGCUGUCUAUGAGCACAACGUGGUCUUGUCAGAGGACACUGAAGUGCCGGUUUCUCCUGCGGAGGCCUUGAUGCUGAUGGAAAAAAAUAUGGCAAUUUUGGAAGUGGCCGUCAAAGAAGCAGCCAGACAGGGUGCCCAUAUCAUUGUGACUCCUGAAGAUGGCAUAUACGGCUGGGUCUUCACAAGGGAAACGAUAUACCCUUAUCUUGAGGAUAUCCCAGACCCACGGGUAGACUGGAUUCCAUGUGCUGAUCCUGGAAGGUUUGCUCCCUCACCCGUGCUGGAAAGACUGAGCUGUCUGGCAAGGAAUAACUCCAUCUAUGUGGUUGCGAAUAUGGGAGACAAGAAGCCGUGUAAUUCCAGUGAUCCAGGGUGCCCAAGUGAUGGUCGCUAUCAGUACAAUACCAACGUUGUCUUUGACUCAGAAGGGAAACUGGUGGCUCGUUAUCACAAGAUAUGCACGCUGCUCAAGUGCAAGAGCACAGACCUGAGCACGUGUGGGCAGCCGGUGGAGACGGCGCAGACCAAGUUUGAGAUGUUCUCCCUCAGCGGCACGUUUGGCACAAACUACGUCUUUCCAGAAGUCUUGUACAGUGGGGUGCAGCUGGCCCCCGGGGAGUUCGAGGUGCUAACUGAUGGACGUCUGAUAAGUCGGACUACUACAUCAAAGCCAGUUUUGAGUGUAACACUCUUUGGGAGGUGGUAUGAAAAGGACCCUCCACACACAGAGCAAACUUCACCAUGA